Molecule: messenger RNA, 1322 nt
Organism: Cygnus atratus (black swan)
Lineage: Eukaryota; Metazoa; Chordata; Aves; Anseriformes; Anatidae
Gene: SFXN1
Product: sideroflexin 1
Exons: 11
Coding region: 123-1091 (322 amino acids)
Biological process (GO): monoatomic ion transport; serine import into mitochondrion
Cellular component (GO): mitochondrial inner membrane
Molecular function (GO): monoatomic ion transmembrane transporter activity
Source: RefSeq, a predicted model, not a curated record
CGGGGCGGAGCGGGGCGGCCGCUCGCCUUCCCCCGGCCCCGGGUCCGCGAGAGCCUCUUCCGGGCGGCGGGGCGAGGGGCGGUGCGGAGCCGGCAGCGGGCAGCGGCCGCGAGUUUUCGAAGAUGUCUGCAGAUAUACCAUUAAAUAUUAAUAUCAAGGAGCCCCGAUGGGAUCAAAGCACUUUCGUUGGACGAGCCAGUCACUUCUUUACUGUAACAGACCCCCGGAACAUUUUGUUAUCUGAUGCCCAGCUGGAAAAUGCAAGACAAAUUGUGCAUGAUUACAGGCAAGGUAUCGUGGCACCUGGGUUGACUGAAAAUGAAUUGUGGAGAGCAAAAUAUAUCUAUGAUUCAGCCUUUCAUCCAGACACUGGUGAAAAGAUGGUCUUGAUUGGCCGAAUGUCAGCUCAGGUACCCAUGAACAUGACUAUCACAGGUUGUAUGAUGACCUUUUAUAGAACGACACCAGCGGUGGUUUUCUGGCAGUGGAUUAACCAGUCCUUCAAUGCUAUAGUAAAUUACACGAACAGGAGUGGUGAUGCCCCAAUUACCGUCAGCCAGCUGGGAACAGCCUAUGUUUCUGCUACCACAGGUGCUGUUGCAACAGCUUUAGGACUGAACGCACUAACAAAGCAUGUCUCACCUCUUAUAGGACGAUUUGUUCCUUUUGCUGCUGUUGCUGCUGCUAACUGCAUUAAUAUUCCACUAAUGAGACAAAGGGAACUAAAGUUUGGAAUCCCCAUCACAGAUGAGAACGGAAACAGACUGGGUGAAUCAACAAAAGCAGCUCAACAGGCAAUUACUCAGGUGGUUAUAUCAAGGAUUCUUAUGGCUGCUCCUGGCAUGGCAAUUCCUCCGUUUAUAAUGAACACAUUGGAAAAGAGAGCAUUUUUGAAGAGAUUUCCGUGGAUGAGCGCUCCCAUUCAAGUUGGAUUAGUUGGAUUCUGUCUUGUGUUUGCAACACCCCUGUGUUGUGCGCUGUUUCCUCAAAAAAGUUCUAUGUCUGUAACACGCUUGGAACCAGAAUUGCAAGCCAAGAUCCAGGAGAAUUGCCCUGAACUAGAACGCGUAUACUUUAAUAAAGGACUAUAAUUCAAGGAGGGGAGAAUAUCUGUCAAGGAGGACCUUGAACUUAUUUUUGAAUUGUGUGCCAACAUAGUUGAAAAGGAGAAUUCACUUUUAACUGAUCCUUUUGUUAAACAACUUUGAUCAUCUACAUUAUUUUACAUUUUAAAACUUUCCUUGUUGUAGUGUUUACAUUACAAAAGGUCAUUUUGUCCACUUUGGUAUUGAUUAAAAGUUUAACCAUACAUAUCCAAAAAA